Tripterygium wilfordii is the source of this 1814-nucleotide messenger RNA. RefSeq names its product proline dehydrogenase 2, mitochondrial-like. The record is from RefSeq and is a predicted model, not a curated record. Gene Ontology annotation, cellular component: mitochondrion. The coding region runs from base 85 to 1611 and encodes 508 amino acids. Lineage: Eukaryota; Viridiplantae; Streptophyta; Magnoliopsida; Celastrales; Celastraceae. Gene Ontology annotation, molecular function: FAD binding; proline dehydrogenase activity. The transcript is spliced from 4 exons.
CACACGACAUUUCCUCUCUUAAAAAACAGAGCCAAACAGAGCCUUAACAACAACGAAAAACAGAGAGAGUGCUUCCUCUGUUUCAUGGCCACCCGUACAAUCCCACCAAAGGUUCUCAGAACCAUCACCCGCCCCCACACCUCCGUCACCACCGCUGCCGUCCAACCUCCCUACCUCACCUCCCACAAACAGAAACCACCACCACCACCACCACAAAAACCUGCAGUUAUUACUAAUUUAAUUUCACAAACAGAAUCCUCUGUUUUGAACCUCGACGACCAUGAGAAGGUAUUUUCGUCGGUAUCGACAGUGAAUCUCUUGCGGUCGUCGGCGAUUCUGAAAAUGGCGGCUACGGAGCCAGUUGUGGAUUUGGGUUUGUGGGUAAUGAGGUCUCGGUUGAUGGAAAUAAAGGGUGUGCGUGAUGUGUUGUUGAGCACAAUCAAACACUCGUUUUUCAAACAUUUUUGUGCCGGUGAGGAUGCUCAAGAGGCUAAAGAGUGUCUUUUGAAGGUUAACCAGACUGGGUUGAGAGGGAUGUUUGUUUACGGUGUUGAACAUACCUGUGACGUUGAUGCUUGUGAUCGGAAUCUGAAUGGGUUCACCGGCGCCGUCGACAUCGCCAGUUCGCUACCAAAAUCCUCUGCCAGCUCUGUUGUUGUGAAGAUUACUGCAAUUGUCCCUCUCGACCUAUUGGAGAGAGUUAGUGAUUUGUUAAGAUGGCAACAAAGAGACCCCUCGUUAAAUCUUCCAUGGAAGCUGGAUACCUUCCCGGUUUUCUCCGAAUCGAGCCCUUUAUACCAUACAAUGAAAAAACCAGAACCAUUAACACCAGAAGAAGAGCAGAACCUCAAACAAGGCCAUGAAAGACUACUGAAACUAUGUCAAAGAUGUGUUGAAGCCAACGUACCAUUAGUAGUCGAUGCAGAGGAUACAAGACUUCAACCGGCAAUCGAUUACCUGACAUACUCCUCCGCGAUCGUUCACAAGAACACGGGUAAUCCAGUUCUGUAUGGUACAAUUCAAGCAUACUUGAAGGAUGCCAAGGACAGGUUGUUACUAGUAAGCAAAGCUGCAGAAACAAUGGGAGUUCCAGUUGGGUUUAAGUUGGUUAGAGGUGCUUACAUGUCUAGUGAAACAAAGCUGGCAAAUUCACUAGGAUUUGAGUCUCCGAUCCACGAUAGUAUCCAGGCGACGCACGAUUGCUACAACGACUGUGCUUCGUUCGUGCUCGAUAAGAUUGCUAAUAAUGCAUCAACUGGGGUUAUUCUUGCAACUCAUAAUGUUGAGUCAGGAAAACUUGCUGCGACGAAAGCUAGAGAUUUGGGGAUCAAGAGCGGGAACGAGAGGCUCGAGUUUGCGCAAUUGUAUGGAAUGUCAGAUGCACUUUCUUAUGGUUUGAGCAAUGCAGGGUUUCAUGUUAGCAAGUACAUGCCUUAUGGUCCUGUGGAGGUGGUUAUACCAUACCUUCUUAGAAGAGCUGAAGAAAACAGAGGAAUGUUGUCUAGUUCCAGCUUUCACAGAAACCUCAUGAGGAAGGAGGUGGUGAGGAGAAUCAAAGCAGCUGCUUUGCCCAAGUUUGAGAUGCAAGGCUAUCCUCAACAGAGUGUGUAAAUUACUAAAUAUUGUCCCCUAAAUGAGCAUCUAGAAAAAAAAGAAUAAAACAAUCCCUUAUGUUGAGAGCAACAUACUGCAUUUUAUGGCAAUAAAAUAAUAAGAUCUUCAUGUGUUCUUGAAGAUAUUGUACACUACUCCCUUGUACUACUGGCAUGGUUGUCCAUAUGCAAUUUAUGGAGAGUAGGGUCUCUCUUUUAGUA